Messenger RNA from Chrysemys picta bellii (western painted turtle), 2683 nucleotides. Lineage: Eukaryota; Metazoa; Chordata; Testudines; Emydidae. The record is from RefSeq and is a predicted model, not a curated record.
AUGGGGUCGGGAUGGAAGGGCUCCCUCCCAAGCCCCGUCCCUCAGACUCAUUCUCGGCUCCUCGCGUUGCAGGCAGGGGGUGAAAUCCAGCGGCUCUCGCGGAGCAUCGUCCUGAACCCCAAAGGUCAACUGCAGCAGGAGCUGGUCAGAAGCCAACACCUCGAAAACCUGGUGCCCGACACAGACGCCGAGGUCUUCAUUAGCGUGCAAGGGGACCUGCUCGGCGAGACGCUGGUGGGGGGGCUGCAGAGCUCCACGCUGCAGAAGCUGAUCAAGCUGCCGUACGGGUGCGUGGAGCAGAACAUCUUCAGCGUCACCCCGAACAUCAUCCUCACCCACUACCUGGACACCACCAAGCAGUGGGACCAGAUCGGGGUGGAGCUCCGGGAUCAGUCCAUCCAGAACAUCAUCCACGGCUACACCCGCCAGCGGCGUUACAGAGAGCAUGAUGGUUCCUACAAGCCCUAUCAGGGAAGCACCGGCAGCACCUGGCUGACCGCCUACAUCCUCAAGGUGUUUGCCAUGGCCUUGCCACUGGGCACCCACAUCGACUCCAGCGAGCUGUGUGCCAGCGCCCGGUGGCUGAUCGGCCAGAGGCAGGAACCGUCUGGGCGUUUCCGCGAGGAGGCUGCAAUUUAUACACCCGCGAUGCAGGGCGGGUACCAAGGCUCCAACGCCGACGCCUCCCUCACAGCCUUCGUCCUCGUGGCGCUGAAGGAGGCCGAGUCCAUCUGCAGUAACCAUGUGAAGGAGCUGCCCAACGGCCUGCGGAAAGCCCAGGGCUACCUGGAGAGCCGUCUCCGGAGCCUGCAGAACCCCUACAGCGUGGCCAUCAGCUCCUAUGCCCUGGCCCUGGUGAACAGCCCCCUGGCCAACGCUGUCCUGGACAACUUCGCUGCCCGCAACGGGACACACUGGCCCGUGGACCAGCACACGGACCGCUCUCUGUACACCAUCGAAGCCACGGCCUACGGCCUCCUGCAGAAGUUGACCCUCGGGCGCUUUGAGGAGACCCACCCCAUCGUGCGGUGGCUGGUCGAGAGUAGGGGGUUCGGCGGGGGCUAUGAGAGCACCCAGACCACCGUGAUCGGCAUGCAGGCCCUGGCGCAGUACCGGGUCGCCGUCCCCCCCGAGAAGGUCGUCGACCUGAAGGUGCAGGUCAGCGUGCCCACGCGCAACCUGGCCGAGCUCUGGACCAUCGACAACAGCAACGCCUACCUGCAGCGCUCCAACUCCAAAAAGUUCUACGCCCAGGAAGCUUUGAACAUCACCGCCCGCGGGACGGGCACCGGCACGGUGACACUCCUGACCCUGUACCACACGCUGCCGCCAGCCCGCGAACGCGAGUGCCAGGCCUUCUGGCUGGCGGUGACCGUGGAGGACGUCCCCGAAGACAUGAAGAAGCACGAAUACAUCAACACCUUCCGGCUCCGGCUCCAGGCCAGGUCCCUGGGGCAGCGGGACGCCACAAUGACCAUCAUCGACGUCUCCCUGCUGACGGGCUUCGAGCCCGACCUGGGCGAUCUCAAGCAGCUCACUAACACCGUGGAACAGUACAUCUUCCUCUUCGAGAGCAAGGCCAGCACCAGCAACAACUCCGUCGUCCUCUACUUCAACCAGAUUUCCAAUCAGAUGGACACGGAAGUUGGGUUCCGGAUUCACCAGCGUCUGGAGCUGGGGAUGCUGCAGCCGGCCGUGGUCACCAUCUAUGAGUAUUACGAGCCUGCCCGGCGAUGCAGCCGCUUCUACAACAUGCGGAACGAGAGCGGGCUGCUGCGGAAGAUCUGCCAGGAGGAGGUCUGCAAAUGCGCCGAAGACAAUUGCCUUCAGAUGACCGCUCCCCGCGGCCAGAGUGAGGACUAUCUCUACGAAAAGGCCUGCGAGACGGGCGUGGACUACGUCUACAAGGUGCAGCUGGAGCAGCGGGAGCCGCACAACAGCACCGUCUAUUACAGCAUGAAGGUCCUGGACGUCAUCAAGUCUGGCACAGACGCGGAGGCGAACGGGAAAGUGAGGAGGUUUGUCUCCCACGCCACCUGUGAGGGUGCGCUGGGCCUGCAGGAGCAGGGGCAGUACCUGGUCAUGGGCCGGAUGUGGGAUCUCUGGCAGUCCAAAGACAGCUACACCUACGUGCUGGGCAAGGCAAGCUUCAUCAUGCCCUGGCUGAGACCGGAGGAAGCCGGAACCGACAGGAGAACAAAAACGUUUCUGCAAACUCUGGACAACUUCGCCCACUUUAUGGGCUGUGACACUUAGAUCCUGCAGGACACCCCCCAUCCCCAUCCCCAUUGCCCCUGCAGAACCCCCCCAUCCUCCAUCACCAUGGUGCCCCCCCCGACUCUCCUCCCCUGUGGGUUGCAGGCGGGAAGCCUGGACCCGCUGCUGCAAUGUGCUCGCUCUGAGAAAACAGAAUAAAUGCUCGACUCGCCAGCCACCAGGCUCCCUCGUGCUGCGUCCCCCCUGCAAGCAGCCCCCACGCCGUCACACUGAGCCCUCGGGGUUCCCAAACAGCCGCCCCCAUCCGGCCCCUGCUGAAGGCAACAGCCAAACAGCUGCUGGCUUCGGGGGCCCAGCCAGGUGCAACACGUCCAGCGCCCUAGAACCCCCUGUAAGGAUGCGGUUCUGGCGGGACCCAACUGAGAGCGCCAAUUCAGGACAAAUCGCUUAAAACAGGGCAGUCCAC